CUGUUGACGUUGGUUGCGUUUGGUCGCAUUUGUUAGCUACGAGUCCUGCUCGACGGGAAGAUGGUUAACACUGACAUUCCCAGAUCAUGUGUUGUUGAGAUAUAAGAGAAGAAACAAAGUGCCAAGUGAAUUGUGGUCGCGUGGUGUCUUUCGCGUGCCGCCAAAGGAAUACGGACUAACGAUCGGUCGAAGAAACGGGAUUCGGAAAAUAAUUCCCCGAUGGACAGAGGUGCAGGCGGUUGGAUUACAGGAACAACUUGGAAUUGAAAAACCGAUGGAAUUGCGGAGUGAACCUUACUGCGGUUUGGUUUUUCGGGAUUUAUGUUACAUAGCUCUAGCAUUGCAACCGCAUUCUUGUGACUGAAUGUACGUUGGCUUACACAAGUAUUGAACCGAAAACAUCAACAAACCCGUGGUUUGUGCACGUCGCAUGGUGGUUAUUGUGGGCCAUUUCGGAACAGUGAAAACAAUUCGGGUUUGUGGCGACAAAAACGACUUUACCGGCAUUGCAUCGCUGUUAUCUGAAUAUUUACUCAACGUUCAAGUGGAUAAGUGAAAAAUUUGAAAAGUAACAGAGGCGGGUUUUGCGGUUGAAUUUUUUGUUGUAUCCGUCAGGCAGUUUGUUGUGGUGUAAAAAAUGACAACUUCCGACUUCGUUGAAUACUAGAAUCGCUGCGCGAAAAAAAAAUCAUUCUAAAACUACAAUCCUGCUGAAACGGUAGAUUAGUGAAACGAAAAUUUUCAAUAACAUCAAAGACGCAUCCCAACUGAUAUUUGCUCGAACGACGACGCAAUGCGGUGCGCAAAGAUUGGUAAGCUACCGGCGACGCCGGUGCUUUUGAUGGCUUUGGUGGUUGCGGUUUCCGCCACCGCAACCAGUUCAGUUUACGUGGAAAAAUCCGCGUACAAAAACAUUGUCAUCGAGAUCAGGGAUAACGUACCGGUGGAAAACUGUCAAACGAUUCUGCACAACGUCGAGAUAAUGCUGACGUCGGCUUCGCAAUACCUGUUUUCGGCCUUGGACGGGCGAGUUUACUUCGGCGACAUCAGCGUCAUUUUGCCUCCGCAUUGGCCCAAUUCCUGCAUUCCGUACAACCAAACGCGAACCUCGGCUAGCGGGGAACGCAGUGAUGUGACCAUAAAGACACACAGCAAAACCGAGUCCCCACUGUGGACGAAACAGUUCGCCGGUUGUGGAGAAAUGGGUGAUCAAAUCUACAUAGAUGCAGAUAUUCUGGGUAGGGACACUAUCGGUAGGGAGUUUGUCAGAGAGUGGGCCAAAUAUCGUUAUGGAGUGUUUGAAGAAAUCGGUUUUACCAAAGAUCCAAUUUAUCCGCGAUGUUACAUCAACGACGAUCACGAACUGAAGUUAACCGGUUGCUCGGAUGCACCGGUUCACGAUCGUGGUCUCUGUGGGAACCCUGCGUCGUACAAUAUUAGCGAUAUCGUUGAUCGUAAUGCUCGAUCCAGUAUAAUGUUCGCCGCGGAAGCACCUAGCGUUACCAUGUUCUGUGACGAAGGAACUCACAAUCGAUACGCUCCGACUAAACACAAUCAACUGUGUGAUCGCCGAAGCACGCUGGAUGUGAUUCUGAAACACCAAGAUUUCAUCAUGGAAAAUCAAAUCAAUGUGAACCCAACGAUCAUCGUUAACACGACACCAAAGUUUAGCUAUAAGACGCGAAAGUCCACCCGUUACGUGAUCAUUAUUGACGAGACAUUGGACAUGCAACUCCGGGAAUCCUGGAGUUUUCUUCGUUCCGCCAUUCGGAAAUGGGUCGUUUACGAUCUUCCACCCAACACCGAAGUCGGAAUGGUGCUGGCAAAUGAUACUGCAACCGAAAAAAUGCUACAAAUAUCUCCGCUCUACAUCCAAGAAAACAAAGACCUGGUGGCGUCCUUCAUUCCCUAUUCCCCGAGUGAUUCUCGUCAACCGGCGUGUCUCAGCUGUGCCGUUGCGGACGCAAUCCACAUGCUCAAUGAACGCACCCGCAUGAAUGGUCCUGCCAAUUCAAUCGUUUUAAUCAUUGCUCCGGGAAUGGAAUACUCCAUCGACCAUCACACCCUUGCGAACGCGGCCAGUAGCUCUAGGAUUCGCAUCUCAACCAUCAACUACCCGAACGUUAUUCGGCGGCAACCGUUGGAUGCACUGGCUCUGUCUACCGGUGGAUCGGCCUACUCAGUAUUCGAAAGCAAAUACAACCUUGAGAAGAGUUAUCUUACGACGUACUUCGAACUAUCCAAUGCGUUAUUCAACAUCGGUAAGCUGUACUACGAAGGAAACAAGAAUGAUCUUCCAAUCGAGAUCUACCGCAAACAACUGGUCGAUUCGGAUGACAACGAAGCAUCCCACAUGCUAUCGAAACGAACCAGUAGAACCGUUUCCGGGAAUUUCAAUCUGGGCUCGUUUAUGGGUCCUCCGGCUUACUUUUUUGUCUACGUGCAUAACACCGAGUACCCGUUGAUAGCAAGUAUGAAGCUUACCAGUCCGAGUGGUAUCGUUUAUACGUCCAGAAGUGAUGCCAGAUCGUUGGUGAAACAGUUGAUGGUGUCCGCGACGCUCAACGAAACCGGAAGCUGGAGCUAUACGAUUGAUCGAUUCAACGGAAAUCCUCAGCCUCAUUUUGUGCAGGUCAUUGCCACACCCCGUUCGAAGUACGCCCCUACAAUCCAGGCCCGAUCGUGGAUUAAACAGCGCGUGGGCGGAUCUCCGAUCAUCUACGCUGAGGUGAAGAAAGGCGAUCUACCGAUAAUAGCGGCAUCGGUAGUGGUGACGGUAUCCCGUCCCGAUGGGAUUUGUCCGGCCGGAAGUGGUAAUGAUUGUCGACAAAAGUUCCACUUGUUGGAUACGGGCUCCGGUGAUCCGGAUAUUACUAGGAAUGAUGGUAUCUAUUCGAGAUACUUCAAUGCCGACGAUUUUGGAGGUGCCGGAGCAUAUCAGUUCGAGGUUACAGUAACUGACAAUGGAAACAUGGCUUACACACGAUCUGAGAGUGUGUUGAAAAAUGCACCUCCCAGAUGUUGCGGUAGCUCAAUCCGCAGUAAUUUGAUAUCAUCUAUCGUACCUUUCCAACGAUCGCUGCAACCAAUAACGGUGUUCCUGUCACAGGAUCAACUGGACGAGAUAGGAUCGCGCACUAUUGGAAAAAUUAGCGAUUUGAUUGUGGAUGUUGAGGGGAUGAGAGUUCGCCUAAAUUGGACUACACCUGAUAUGGGUGGUAGAACUAUCGCUCGUUAUGAAAUCAAGUACGCUACGUCAAUUCGAGACAUUGUAGACUACUAUGACACGGCCGCUUUCCUGUGGCAUCACGAUACACCACUCAUCAACUCGAUCGGGGAAGAGAGUUCCUUCACGAUGAACCUGUCCCAUGAACCACACCUGAUCGGUCAGGUUCUCUACUUUGCUGUUCGAGCGCAUGCUUUGGGAGUGGCCGGUGGAUCAACGUCGAACUAUGUGCGAGUGUUUGUGCCGAAACCCAAACGAGCCACGUCGUUGUCGCCGUCUACCUCAAUUGGAACGGAAAGCUACGAAACGGUUUGGUCUUCGUACGAUGAAAUUCGAGACGGUCACAACCGGAGAGUGAAUAUUCAUCAGCGAAUUGCCGAUACGAUCAGUUUAGAGGUGGAAGUUCUUCUGGCAAUCAUUGUCGGAGUUAUAUUCCUGAUCAUCAUCAUUCUUGUCUGUUGCUAUUUUUAUUUCUUUAAAAAGCGAGACAGCUCUCACGAGGAUGAUCAGAAGCGGCCAAUCAAACCAUUCCCUACAGAAACGAAGUCCUCGUUGGGGCAUAGCGUAUUUGUUACAUCGGGCAACGUGACUUCGUCCUCUUCGAACGCUACCAGUUCAACGUCCGCAUCCCCAGACUAUGUUCAGCAAACAAACAUCUCCACCAACAUCCCCACCAUCUACAACUCCAGAACUCUUCCGAUCGAACAGAAACUGAUCGAUGAACUCAAGCAACAGCAGCAGAUAGGAGAUACCCAAUCAUUCGUUCACGCGUCCACCGAAGUGAUGAACUACAAUUCCACCUUGUCGCGUGGAUGCAAACCGACGGUAACAUUCAGUGACACCCGAACACUGAGUCCCUUUGAGUCAUGGUCGGCAUCUCAGCUGUUACAGGAACACGAGCAAAAUCAACGCCGUCGCAGUCCUAGCCUUAUUGACAACUUCUUGGACAACGAUGUUCAGCAAUUCUACACUAGUCAACACGAUCAAACGUCCUUGUUGAAUAGCAACCCACCAAUGCCGCCUCCACCAGUCUAUUCCACAACGAACCCACCAUUCUACUAUGAACAACAGCAGUCUCAUCAACUACAGCAUCACCAGCAUCUUCAACAGCAACAACAACAACCGCACCAAUAUAGCCACGAUUCUUUAAACCCGAUGACAACUCCACUGCACGUUACCAUAACGUAAUAGCUGACAGAUGCAGCUAGUGACACUCAUUAAAAAAUGUACCUACAUGUACCAGAUGAUGCCAGUAACGAGAGAACUAUGAUGGAAUAUUUCUAGGCUGUACGAAGAACGCCUGGAGAACGAGUGCAGUGGCUGUGAUGAACGAUGCUUACAGUAGUGAAUGGAGAAUACAAACACAAUAAGUUUAAUUGCCAGAAAGACUGAUUUCAAGUUGAGAGCUCCGAUAGGGUUUAGUUUGAGGUUUUGCAUCGCGUCGGAAUAUAAGGCUGACGAAUGGGAAUUUUAUUUGAUCGCACUGCAAAAAUUAGCGAUAGAGUUGUCGAAAAAAAUAAACACAAAAGAAUAAUUGUAGUGUUCGGAUACUCAGCUAUUAAGGAAAUUGAUCGAUGUUGCUAGUCCAUGAUUCAAAGUGUUAAACUAAAAGUUGCUUUGGGUCGUUCUCCUGUAAAUAUAUGCAAGCCAGUAAUAGAGUAUGUUUAAGAAGAUGAUGUAAAUAAAGUUGCACGAAUAAAAAUUGAUAGAAAUGAUAUGCAAAA
Messenger RNA from Malaya genurostris, 4950 nucleotides. Its product is annotated as calcium-activated chloride channel regulator 2-like. The record is from RefSeq and is a predicted model, not a curated record. The transcript is spliced from 3 exons. NCBI's taxonomy places the organism in Eukaryota, Metazoa, Arthropoda, Insecta, Diptera, Culicidae. The coding region runs from base 794 to 4414 and encodes 1206 amino acids.